GGAGCCGGCUAUAUAAGCGGCGGCCGGCCGCCGCGGGGCACACGCGCAGCAGCGGCGGCGGCGAGCGCCUCGGAUCGCGGCGGAGCAGCAUCCCGAGCUCCGCGCAUCCCCGACGGGCCCUCCGCCCGCCCUCCCGUGGAGCGCCACCCGGGCCCGCGAGGGCCGCCGCCACCCCACAGCAGAUUUGGAUCCCCCGCCCGGCGAACCCCAGGCUGCUGCCUCCCGGGGGGCCCCGGCGCAGCGGCCGGCCCCGGACAGCCCCGCCGCCCCGCCGCCCGGCCCCGAGGACGCCGGCAGCGCCAUGGCGGCCGCCAAGCCCGGCGAGCUGAUGGGCAUCUGCUCCAGCUACCAGGCGGUGAUGCCGCACUUCGUGUGCCUGGCCGAUGAGUUCCCGCAGCCGGUGCGGCCCGCCAAGCUGACCAAGGGCAAGGGCCGGCUGCGGCGGCCGCGCCAGUCCCGCUUCAAGACGCAGCCGGUGACCUUCGACGAGAUCCAGGAGGUGGAGGAGGAGGGGGUGUCUCCCAUGGAGGAAGAGAAGGCCAAGAAGUCCUUUCUGCAGAGCCUGGAGUGCCUGCGCCGCAGCACGCAGAGCCUGUCGCUGCAGAGGGAGCAGCUCAGCAGCUGCAAACUGAGGAACAGCCUGGACUCCAGCGACUCCGACUCGGCCCUGUGAGGGGCGCCGCCAGCAGCCGGGACUCGCACGCCUCGGGGCCGGCCGGGUGCUAGCGUGCGAACCCGGGCAGGGCCCGCGCCCCGGGGACCCCGAGGACCCGGGACGACGGCCCCUCGCACGCCUGGACUCCCGCCAAGCUGAGAACUGGUGGGUGCGCCCCGCGCUGCGCUCGGACCCAGGGCGAGCGCGCCUGGGGACUCCAGGAAGGGGGCCGCUUUGUUUGCCCUUGUAAAUGUUUAUUUUUAAACUGCCCAGUACGAACUCUGCCGUGAGUGUGUGCGGGGAGGCGGGCGUCGCCAGGGCUUCCCGGAGAGCCGCUCCACGCCCUUACCCGAUGGUCUGCAACUCCGAUUUUGCACACCGCUCCACCACCGUGCCCCCAGCGCACACCCGUUCACACUCACGCCAACACACUCUCGCUGAACACUUUUAUAAUUGUUAGGCGCGGCCGAUGGGACUUAGGGCGCAGCGCAGCUGCUGCUGCGGCCGGAGGAUUGAUAUUUAUUUUUGCAUUGCGAUGGCUGACGGCGUUUAUUUAACGAUCUUUUUACCUGGAUAUGUCUGUGAGGCUCCGGAACGGAGACAAAUAAAGUCAGUUAUAUUUGCACAGUGCA
Messenger RNA from Molossus molossus (Pallas's mastiff bat), 1287 nucleotides. It is a transcript of the gene CUNH11orf96, whose product is annotated as chromosome unknown C11orf96 homolog. NCBI's taxonomy places the organism in Eukaryota, Metazoa, Chordata, Mammalia, Chiroptera, Molossidae. The transcript has a single exon. The coding region runs from base 302 to 673 and encodes 123 amino acids. The record is from RefSeq and is a predicted model, not a curated record.